CCACCACAAAUUUAAUUCCCGGACCACCUCACAAACCAGCCCAGACAACUCAACUUGCCUGCGCCUCCUUUGCCAACUGGGGGAAGUGCGAAGACGGAUGAACGAAGGUCGAAGAACGAAGAAGAGUGAAGAGUGAAGACGGAGCUUGCGACGAAGAAUCUGUGAGCUGCGAGCCUGCGAAGAAGAAUCUGUGAGCUGCGAGCCUGCGACGAAGACGCGAACACCAGGCCACCAGCCGCGCCGCCUGCCUCCCUCCACGCGUCCAGGGCCCUGCGUCGGCCGUCCUUCCUCUCCGGACUCCGGCUCUCAGCUCCCCCAUUCCGGCUCUGCCAGUCUGCCUGCGUCCCUGCCUCCAGCAGCCAGCUCGACGCCUCCAUUGCUCCAGCCUCCAGCCUCCAGGAGUCCAGCUUAGGAACAUGACCAUAGAUGAGGAGUCCGGUCAAGAAUUCCAACCCCAAAAGAAGAAACCUCCUUCUGAGGAUGAGAAAAGAAGAAAAAAGAUUGUGCCAGGAAGCUUGAUGAAAGCUGUGGUUAGGCCUGGCGGAGGCGAAUCAAGACCUACCGAGGGUGAUCAGUUAACAUAUCAUUGCACAGUUCGAACAACAGAUGGAGUUACUGUCGAGUCGACAAGGUCACACCUUGGAGGCAAGGGUAUCCCAAUGAGGCAUGUUUUGGGGAAGAGCAAGAUGCUUCUAGGGUUGCUAGAAGGAAUACCCACAAUGUUGAAGGGUGAAGUUGCAGUGUUCAAGAUGAAACCUGAAAUGCACUACAGAGAGGAAGAUUGUCCGGUUUCAGUUUCUGACAGCUUUCCAAAGGAUGCUGAACUUCAUUUUGAGAUUGAAUUGAUAGAAUUCUCUAAAGUCAAGGUUCUCAGUUCUGAUUUGGGAGUUCUGAAGAAGGUUCUAGAAGAAGGGAAGAGUUGGGAAUACCCUAGAGAACCUUAUGAAGUGAAAGCCAGGAUUUCUGCUAAGUCUGGAGAUGGAAGAGUGAUUUUGUCUGAUACUCAGGAUGAACCAUAUUCAUUCACCUUUGGUAAAUCUGAGGUACCAAUAGGUCUUGAAAUGGGAAUAGGAUCAAUGUCACAGGGAGAGAAAGCAGUGGUUUACGUUACACAUCAAUACUUGAAUCAAUCUCCACUGAUACCUACAACAGAAGGCGUUGAGGAAAUUAUUUUUGAGGUGGAGCUUGUCCACUUCAUUCAGGUACGAGAUGUGCUUGGAGAUGGACGCUUAAUCAAACGUCGUAUUCGUGAUGGAAGAGGUGAGUUUCCUAUGGAUUGCCCCCUUCAGGACAGUCUUUUGCGUGUCCACUACAAGGGCAUGCUUCUUAAUGACGAGAAAACAGUCUUUUAUGAUACGAAGUUUGACAACAAUGGUCAACCCUUUGAGUUCAGUUCAGGAGAGGGGCUUGUUCCUGAAGGAUUUGAAAUGUGUGUCCGGCUAAUGGUGCCUGGAGAGGUUGCUCUUGUCACAUGCCCUCCUGAUUAUGCUUAUGAUAAAUUUAAAAGGCCACCUAAUGUUCCUGAAGGCGCCUAUGUCCAAUGGGAAAUUGAGCUUCUAGAUUUUAACACACCAAAGGAUUGGACUGGCUUUGGUUUUAGAGAAAUAAUGGAAGAUGUUGAGAAGAUUAAAAGCACGGGAAACAGGCUCUUCAAGGAAGGAAUGUUUGAACUUGCGAAGGCAAAGUACGAGAAGGUUCUUCGUGAAUUUAAUCACGUUCAUCCUCAAGAUGACGAAGAGGGAAAGGAAUUCUCUGAAACCAGGAACUUGUUGCAUCUUAAUGUUGCUGCCUGCUAUCUGAAAUUGGGAGAGAAUAAAAAGUCCAUAGAAGCAUGCAAUAAGGUGUUAGAUGCAAAUCCUUUUCACGUCAAAGCAUAUUAUAGAAGGGGAAUGGCUUACAUGGCAGCUGGAGAUUUUCAAGAAGCAAGGGAUGAUUUUAACAAGAUGAUGAGCAUUGACAAGUCAUCCGAGUCAACCUCAAGUGCAGCACUUAUGAAAUUAAAAAAAGAAGAGCAGGAAGUGCAUAGGAGAGCUCGUAAGCAAUUUAAAGGAUUAUUUGACAAGAGACCAGGUGAAAUUGCUGAAGCUGAUGCUGGGGACGUAGUUAAAAUUGAAAAGCAUGAAGAGGGCCAUGAAACCAGAAGCUUCCUUUCUGCUGAAGCUGGUAUUGAUCAGGGUGCUGAUAUUCCACCUCGCAUGGGUAUCGUGUCCAAGUGCAGAAAAUUAUUCGAAUCUCUUGGACUAAACAGAUGCACCAUAUUGUGAGUUUUUGGUUUACGCUGUUAACUUUCUCCUGUUAUGACACCAGAUAUAAGCAUGCCACCCACGAGAAGAAAAUUAGGACUCUUUCAUUUAGUACAUCAAUUCCUAAACUCAUGUCUUUAAUGUAUGUACCAUUAUUAUGCUUAUCACUCUUGAAAGAGUUAAUACCAGAUGUAAGUUAGAACUGGCGUCUGUCAGGAAUUGGAUCCAGACCGUGAAAUAAAAGGUUCUUGAAUCACCAGACUAUAAUGUGAUCCUUCAAUUAUAGAUGAGUAUUGGACAACCAGCG
Cuscuta europaea is the source of this 2550-nucleotide messenger RNA. NCBI's taxonomy places the organism in Eukaryota, Viridiplantae, Streptophyta, Magnoliopsida, Solanales, Convolvulaceae. The record is from the annotation of a GenBank genome assembly.